UCUCUGACUCUCUCUACCAGACUACCACUCCAUCGGUACUCUUUAAAGUUCCUAGCUCCCAACCCCCAAAACAUAUAAGCCCACGACGCAUCGCAUAGUCGAUCGCGCGCGAGAAGAGCAUCUCUCUAGAAGAAGCAACGACGAGUCGACGACGACCAUACCCUGAUCAGUUAGCUUCUUCUCAGUUCUCUCACGGCCUCUCGAUCGUUGCGGGAUGCUGCAGCUCUUCCCCGGCCGGCGCCGGGGCUACCCCGUUCUCGUGGUCGCCAUGGCGGUUGCCGUCCUGAGCGCCGCUAACCCGCGCGCCGCCGUGGACGCGUACAAGAACUACACCGUCGGCGACGACAAGGGGUGGUACGACGGCCUCGCCGUCGACUACCAGGCCUGGGCCGAGGGCUACAAUUUUAGCCUCGGAGAUUUCCUCAUAUUCAACACGGACAAGAACCACUCGGUGGUGCAGACGCGGAACGAGACCGUGUACAAGAGCUGCGACUACGACGACUCCGCCCCAGAGGACACCGUCGAUUGGUCGGCCGCCGCGCCGGAGUUCAGCAAGGAUGCCGUCACGGCCGCCGUGCCGCUGCUCAAGGAGGGCAAAACCUACUUCUUCUCCGGGAACUACGACGGCGAGCAGUGCGAGAGCGGCCAGCGCUUCGCCAUAGCCGUCGCGCAUGGCCAGGGCCUACCACCGGACCUCAGGCCACCGGUGGCAGACGCGCCGGGGCCAGCGGCCGGGCCGGAUAGCGCAGACGCGGCGCCGGCCUUCGACUUCAGCCACCCAAAGAACGUCUCCACGCCGUCGUACACGGAUGAUUCCGAUGACGAGUCGAGCAGUAGCACUUCGGGUUCUAGUCUGACUCUAGCCAGUCUCCGGCCCGGCCUCAUGAUCAUGGCUCUAGCUGUGCUCUUUGUAAUGCAGGUGUAGUACCAUAUGCAUGCUGUGUAUAAGAUUUAUUUCUGUAAUUUAAUUAACUAGUUGUAGAAGAGUGUUGUACACCUUAUUGCAUCGAUCAGAUCAUUCCAUUUUCUUUUUUCAUUUUGUAUCAGAGUUGUAUAAUAAUGAUCAUAUAUCUGAAUUUGAUCGUUUGGCCAAUAA
Messenger RNA from Lolium perenne, 1096 nucleotides. Its product is annotated as early nodulin-like protein 18. The record is from RefSeq and is a predicted model, not a curated record. Lineage: Eukaryota; Viridiplantae; Streptophyta; Magnoliopsida; Poales; Poaceae. Gene Ontology annotation, molecular function: electron transfer activity. Gene Ontology annotation, cellular component: plasma membrane.